This is a messenger RNA of Melampsora larici-populina 98AG31, 420 nucleotides long. RefSeq lists its product as uncharacterized. The transcript has 5 exons. The record is from RefSeq and is a predicted model, not a curated record. The coding region runs from base 1 to 420 and encodes 139 amino acids. NCBI's taxonomy places the organism in Eukaryota, Fungi, Basidiomycota, Pucciniomycetes, Pucciniales, Melampsoraceae.
AUGUCUCAAAGUUCUCAAGUUUCUAACAGCUCCCAAGGCUCGGUUGUGUCCGCUCUAGGAGCCGCUGGGGCACAUAAUCAGGUGUGUCCAGCCUCUAAGUCAAUGCUGAUUGCUUCAGCAACGGGUCCUGGCCCUGCAAGUGACGCUCUUGCGGAGGCUCAUGCCCGAUUAGAGAAGCCCAUUUUCGCACCUCUUCCUAUUCCAACUGUCAAACGCAAGACUCCUGACAUUAAGCCUAAGAAUUGUUUUGCACCUCUUCGUCUUCCUUCUGUCAAACACGAGACGCCACCCCUUCAAAACACACCUACUCGAGUCGGUGGGGAGGCCACCAACUUAGCUUCAUCUUCACCCUUGCCUAGCUUCCACUUGAGCGACUACGAGAAUUGGCCACCGUCACUUGUUUUGCUUCAUCUCGAUUAG